AGUAACUCAUCUUUGUAAAAAUAAAUGUCUCCUGAAAAGGAUUCAUAGAUGAUCUAGAAUCUGGGGGCGGGUGCUGCUCUUGUAGGGCUGAGAGCCACUCUGAUCUGAUAAUUGACAGAAAAUUGAAAUUGGGAAUUUUUUCAGUGCUUAUUUUUAUAAGGUUACUUUUAGAAAUUACUGUGAAAGAAAAUAUUCAGAUUUCAUAAUAGAUUACUUAAAACACAUGUUCAAUGAUUACUGUCUUAGGAUACUUUCUGAUAAAAGGUGAACUUCAGCAAGUUGAUCAUUGUUAACUUUUCAACUGUGACAUCGUGCACUUGGAGCUUCUAAGCCCUCCCAGAGUGCAGUGUAAUCGUGGAAAGUUAACUACUGAUGAAACCGUUUAAUGGAAUCCUGAACAACUUCAAAAAGCUGAGCAUUUAAUCUUUUAAAAUCAGCGGGGGUGGGGGAGUGGGAUGGGUUUGUGGAGUUUUGAUUUAGCAGUUGGGCACAACACUGACCCUGUAACAAAGGACCCCUCCGGCUUUUUGCAAGGUUCUCGGUUAUUGUUCAAAGUUUAAAUGCAGUGUCUCAAUAAUUCUGAAAAUUAAGAAGGCAGAAUAGCACUCUAAGGAAUCAGCAGGGACAGAAUGCCCUUGUUUCUCCCUUUCCCCACGUGUGAAAUAGAGGGGUUUAAGUAGAUUUAAUACCCAAGACAAUUACCUUUAUGGUCAUUUCAAAGGUGGAUGCUGAGACUGCGGCGGGGUCAGCUGAGGUUUUUUGGUGGGAAGGCGGACCUGAGCCACCAGGGACUGACGCCUGGGGGCGGGACCUAGCAGAGUGGGCGGGAGGAGAGGGCGCGGCCAGCAUUGGCCGUCACAGCGGGCGCGGCGCAGGGAGACGCGGAGCAGCCAUGGCCGCCGCCGCUCGCGCUCGGGUCACCCACUUGCUGAGGCAACUGCAGCGAGCAGCAUGCCAGUGCCCUACUCACUCUCAUACUUAUUCACAAGCCUCUGGAUUUUCACCUUCUGGGAAAACAACAGAUUAUGCCUUUGAGAUGGCUGUUUCAAAUAUUAGAUACGGAGCAGGGGUUACGAAGGAAGUGGGAAUGGACCUACAGAACAUGGGUGCUAAAAAUGUUUGUUUAAUGACAGACAAGAACCUUUCCCAGCUCCCUCCCGUACAAAUAGUUAUGGAUUCUCUAGUGACGAAUGGCAUCAACUUCAAGGUUUAUGAUAAUGUGAGAGUAGAACCAACUGAUAGAAGCUUCCUGGAAGCUAUUGAGUUUGCCAGAAAGGGAGCUUUUGAUGCGUAUGUUGCUGUGGGUGGUGGCUCCACCAUGGACACCUGUAAAGCUGCUAACCUGUAUGCGUCCAGCCUUCACUCUGAUUUCCUAGAUUAUGUCAGUGCCCCCAUUGGGAAGGGAAAGCCUGUGUCUGUGCCUCUUAAGCCUCUGAUUGCAGUCCCAACUACUUCAGGAACUGGGAGUGAAACUACUGGAAUUGCCAUUUUUGACUAUGAACAGUUGAAAGUAAAAAUUGGCAUCGCUUCGCGAGCCCUGAAACCCACGCUGGGGCUGGUGGACCCGCGGCACACCCUGCACAUGCCCGGCCGGGUGGUCGCCAACAGCGGCUUCGACGUGCUCUGCCAUGCCCUGGAGUCUUACUCUGCCCUUCCUUACCAUAUGAGGAGCCCCUGCCCUUCAAAUCCCAUUUUUCGGCCAGCCUACCAGGGCAGCAACCCAGUCAGCGACAUUUGGGCAGUCCAGGCACUGCGGAUCGUCGCUAAGUAUCUGAAGAGGGCUGUCAGAAAUCCUGAUGAUCUUGAAGCACGGUCCAACAUGCACUUGGCAAGUACUUUUGCUGGCAUUGGCUUUGGAAAUGCUGGUGUUCAUCUGUGCCAUGGAAUGUCUUACCCAAUUUCAGGCUUAGUGAAGACAUAUAAAGCAAAGGAUUAUAAUGUGGAUCACCCACUGGUGCCUCACGGCCUUUCUGUUGUGCUCACCUCCCCAGCAGUGUUCACUUUCACCGCACAGAUGUUUCCUGAGCGGCAUCUGGAAAUGGCAGAGAUACUGGGAGCUGACACCCGCACUGCCAGGGCCGCAGAUGCUGGGCCUGUUUUGGCCGACACGCUCCGGAAAUUCUUAUUCGAUCUCGAUGUUGAUGAUGGCCUAGCUGCCAUUGGUUACUCCAAAGCCGACAUCCCCGCAUUAGUGAAAGGAACACUGCCCCAGGAAAGGGUCACCAAGCUUGCACCAUGCCCUCAGUCAGAAGAGGAUCUGUCUGCCUUGUUCGAAGCAUCAAUGAAACUGUAUUAAUUUUCAUUUUCACUGAAAGAAUUACCAUUGGCUAUCAUAGUUCUGAAAUCAGAAGUUGAUCUAGCCAGAGCUUUGUCUUUUUAUCUCCUCCCAUAACUUACGAGUCACCAGU
Messenger RNA from Pteropus alecto (black flying fox), 2408 nucleotides. RefSeq names its product alcohol dehydrogenase, iron containing 1 (gene ADHFE1). Lineage: Eukaryota; Metazoa; Chordata; Mammalia; Chiroptera; Pteropodidae. Gene Ontology annotation, molecular function: metal ion binding; alcohol dehydrogenase (NAD+) activity. Bases 707 to 2296 code for a protein of 529 amino acids. The record is from RefSeq and is a predicted model, not a curated record. The transcript is spliced from 14 exons. Gene Ontology annotation, cellular component: mitochondrion.